AUGGGAUGUGCAUUUUCUAAAUCAAGAGGAAGAGCUAAUUCUACGGACUCACAAAAUUCACAAAACUCACGAAAUUCACGAAACUCACAAAACUCACAAUCAGAAUUUCGGUAUGUUGAUGGUAGAAGAUUUCAUAACAUAGAAAAUGCUGUUUACCAAUUACCAAACGAUGAUGAUGAAUCAGAUAGAUUACAUUUACAACAUUUUAUAAUGAGAUAUGUCUGGCAAAGCAAUUUCUCUGCUCCUAUCGAACAUAUUUUGCUUAAACCGAAUGUCAAGAUCCUUGAUAUCGGAUACCCAUUAGUAGAGGUUAUUGGGUUAGAUAUAUCUUCACACCAACCAACUCAGAUAAAACCUAAAAAUUUUGAAUUCGUUAAAGCAAAUGCACAAGAAGGAUUACCAUUUGACGAUAACACUUUUGAUUAUGUAUUUCAACGAUUUUUGGUUGUUGGAUAUGCUAAAGAGAAGUGGACAUAUGUGAUAAAUGAGAUUGUUAGAGUUUUAAAACCAGGCGGAUUCUUAGAAUUAUAUGAACCUUCUAAAAUGAUUGAUGGAGGACCAGCUACUCAACGUUUAUGGAAUGGUCAUGUUGAAAUGUUUGAAGAACGAGGCGGCGAUUGGGAUAUAUAUCUAAAAUUAGAGAAAUAUUUACAAAGCCAAGGGCAAGUGAAAAAUAUUAAAAAAGAGAUAAAAAAAUGCUAUUUUGGUGUAAAUCACAACAAUAUCGAACUUAGUAAAGCGCUUGUCAGUAAUAUGGUUGCUGGAUAUGUUUCUCUUAAACCCUUUUUAAAAACAAGAUUGCAAAUUUCUGACGAAGAAUAUGAUAAGUUGACCAAGAUAUCAGAAAAAGAACUACUUGAACUUGAUGCUUAUAUUAAUCAUCUUCGUAUUUAUGGAACCAAAGAUAUUGAUGAAUAA
Messenger RNA from Dentiscutata erythropus, 918 nucleotides. The record is from the annotation of a GenBank genome assembly. Lineage: Eukaryota; Fungi; Glomeromycota; Glomeromycetes; Diversisporales; Gigasporaceae.